This is a messenger RNA of Culicoides brevitarsis, 1282 nucleotides long. Its product is annotated as oocyte zinc finger protein XlCOF6-like. NCBI's taxonomy places the organism in Eukaryota, Metazoa, Arthropoda, Insecta, Diptera, Ceratopogonidae. The transcript has a single exon. Gene Ontology annotation, molecular function: chromatin insulator sequence binding. The coding region runs from base 37 to 1281 and encodes 414 amino acids. The record is from RefSeq and is a predicted model, not a curated record. Gene Ontology annotation, cellular component: chromosome. Gene Ontology annotation, biological process: regulation of transcription by RNA polymerase II.
UUUAAAAUAAGUUUUAAAAUUGUAUUAAAAAUUGAAAUGAGUGAACCUUUUGAAACGUGUUACUUCCAAACAGAGGAAGUAAUAAUAAAAGCCGAACCAGAGGAGUAUUUUGAAGACUGUGAUGAUGAUGACUCUCAAGAAGUCCCUGAAGAAGAAGAAGAAGCUACUUGGCGUCCUAUUAAGAUCGAAAGUAUUAUUCAAAACCACAACUACGAGUCUGAAGAAGAAGGAGAAAUCCGAGUUCGACCCACAAAAGUUAAAAAAGUCAAGUCAAAACCUAAAAAACCCCUGAAAAAAGAAGUUCCUAAACCAAAAAAGCCGAAAAAACCUCAACCUGAAAUCCUUUCCGACGAAUUUAUGUGCAGCAAAUGCUCCAAACGUUGUGCCAAUCUUGCCGGCUUAAGUAGUCACUAUAUGCGCUGUGGAAAGUCUUCUGGAAGUCUCUCAAGUAUUGUCAAAUCAGACGAUGGAAUGUAUUGUACGGAUUGUGGAAAAACCUUUAAAGAUAUUCGAGGAGCCAAAAUUCAUCGUCUUUAUUGUAACAAAGCAACCUCAUCUAAAGUCAAACAAGAAAAUGCUCUUCCUUCUCUCUUCGAAUGUGAUAUUUGCGGCGCUACGUUCAAAAUUAAAUCUCGCAUCAAGCAACACAUGGUAGUCGAUCAUUCCGCCGAUGCUGCUUACCAAUGCGAAGUAUGCGGUAAAAAGAAUGUCGCCAAGUCGCUGCAUGAACUUCACAUUCGAACGCAUUUGGAUACCAGAGAUCGCCCUUUUGCCUGUUUACAAUGCACAAAAUGUUUCAAAUCGAAAGCAGAGCUACAGCGACACGUGUAUGGAGUUCAUGUCCCUGCCGAAGAGAAACCUUCCUUUGAAUGUGACGAAUGUUCCUUUGUCACAAGUAAACAAGAGUUUUUGAUAAAGCAUCAAGUGAACCAACACGUCCCGGAUUGUCAAAAACCUUUCCAAUGCGAAAUUUGUUCGAAAGGAUUCAUAACUGAUAAGGAAUUUGAUCGACAUACCAAAACCCAUACGAAUCGGAAAAUGCAUCCAUGUCUCAGUUGUGAAAGACAAUUCAAAACAAAGGCUGAGAUGAAGGAACAUUACGUCAAAGAUCACACAGAUUACAAGCCCUUCAUUUGUGAGGUUUGUAACAAAGGGUGCAAUCAUCGACAUAGCUAUCGACGCCAUUUGCGAAAGCAUGAAAAGGAAUUGGGCAUAAAGCUCGAUAAAAGUGUGCGGAAAUUCAACAUUCGAAUAGAGGACUAUUUACCUCCGAAAGAAUAAA